Molecule: messenger RNA, 1473 nt
Organism: Rubroshorea leprosula
Lineage: Eukaryota; Viridiplantae; Streptophyta; Magnoliopsida; Malvales; Dipterocarpaceae
Source: the annotation of a GenBank genome assembly
UCCCUAUUAAUACUCUUUCUUUCUCACCUGUACUGUAAGCUCAUUCUCUUCCUCUGCAACCUCUCCGACUUGCGACUGCGGCGCGGGUUCGCGAUUCUGGUGAUUAAAGAAAAAAACUUCGUGAAAUUCAUCAACCUCACAAUGGGGCUUCAAAAAUCACAUUCCUUCAAGCCAAAAGCGCAACCAUUGUCCAAACCAGAGCAUGAUGUGAUGGUUACCGACGACCAGAGACCAUUGGGCACUCCUGAUCCCAUUGCCGAUCAACCUAUUUUGUCCGACGCAGGUUAUGCUUCGUGGAUGGUGGAGCAUCCUUCUGCACUUGACUCCUUUGAUCAGAUGAUGAAGGCAGCUAAGGGGAAAAAGAUUGUCGUGUUUCUGGAUUACGAUGGUACUCUCUCCCCAAUAGUUAACGACCCCGAUAGGGCCUUCAUGUCUGAUGAGAUGCGUGCUGCAGUACGUGAAGUUGCUAAAAAUUUUUGGACUGCGAUAGUCAGCGGUAGGAGCCUGGACAAGGUGAAGGAGUUUGUGAAGUUGAGUAAUGUGUAUUAUGCUGGGAGUCAUGGAAUGGACAUUAUGUCACCGGUGAGCCCAAGGAAGCAAUGUAAUGGAAAGUAUCAAAACAUAGCUAAUGUUGAGAAUAAAGGGAAUGACGUUCUCUUCCAACCUGCUAAGAAGUUUCUGCCUGCAAUUCAAGAGAUACUCUCAAAAUUGGAAGAAGAAACCGGAAAGAUUCAAGGUGCACUGGUGGAGGACAACAGAUUUUGCAUCUCUGUUCAUUACCGGCAGGUUCAAGAAAAGGACUAUGGAAUGUUAGAGGAGAAGGUGAAAUCUGUCCUUCAAAAGUACCCAGAUUUUUGCCUCAGUGAGGGCAAAAUGGUUUUGGAAAUCCGACCAUCUAUAGAGUGGAACAAAGGGCAUGCCUUGGAAUAUUUAUUGGAAACUUUUGGGUUUAGAAACUCCAGAGAUGUUCUGCCAUUGUACAUAGGAGAUGAUCGAACUGAUGAGGAUGCUUUCAAGGUCAUACAGAGUAGAGGACAAGGAUUUCCCAUCAUUGUUUCUUCCAUUCCAAAAGAAACCAAAGCCUCAUACUCCCUACAAGAUCCAUCGGAAGUGUUAACCUUCUUGUUACAUCUAGCAAGUUGGAAGAAAUCCUCUUAUUCAAACAGAUCAAGCUCUCAAUUCUGGGGUAUAGGUAAUUGAAGCAAAGGUUUUGUUUUGUCUAUAUAUAGAUGGAGCACUUUAGGUGUUUUGUGAAACCAUUGUGCAUCCAUCCAGCUUGUAAACGACAAUGUCAGUGCCUUCCCUUUCUGCAUCUGCUUUACUGGUCCUAGUAGUAGCUUAAAAAAGGAUAGAAGGAGGACAUUUUUAGUCGCCUCAGCAAAUUCUCCCUUUUUAGCUUCUUUGCUGGUUGUUCCUCUUUUCUCUUAGUAUGUAUGUAGAAAACCUCUUAUAUAUUAAAUCUCAGUUUCUGUU